This is a messenger RNA of Orbicella faveolata, 3176 nucleotides long. RefSeq lists its product as uncharacterized. Lineage: Eukaryota; Metazoa; Cnidaria; Anthozoa; Scleractinia; Merulinidae. Gene Ontology annotation, molecular function: DNA binding. The record is from RefSeq and is a predicted model, not a curated record. Gene Ontology annotation, biological process: DNA recombination; DNA integration.
CUUUCCUUUGUUUUGAAAAUCCCACUGUGUAACUUGCGUCCCAGCGGAAUUAAUUCUGUACCAUGUGACCGGAUCGUACAAAGAGCCUAUUUUAUACCUGUGAAAAUUCUCGUAGUUCGUAAAGCAUCGUUCUUGCACCAUUCAAUCAUUUUUUCCACAUCAUCAUUGACGACGCCAACAGACCACACGCUCGGGUAUUUUCUUCGUCGUAACCACCUUUUUCGCAAUGGAAGAACAAAUGCCUUGCUCCUCUAGUGCUCCAGAUAACUCGGCGGUACAUGUAAUUGAAAUCGAGGAUGAUUGCCCGCUAUCACCCGUCCCGCUCGAGCAGGAAAAGUUGGUAGAACCACUCUUCGAAAAUGAAGACGGCGUCGCUGAGGGUAAAAUUCACGCGUUACCUACCCUGAAUUCAGCGCAGAGAGAGGCCGACAAUGAAGACGACGUCGUUGCGGGUGAAUUUCAUGCGGAAUCUACCCUGCAUUCAGCGCAGAGAGGGAACAAGCGCAAAACCCCGUAUUCGGUUAAAUUCGGUGAGCUACCCGAGGCAGUCAGAAAGUUUUUGGCUUCCGUAAAGAGAUUCUUUACCCAGAAAGUCAACUUUGAAAGAGAGAAAGCACCGGUGACCCUUUCUACUUACGAGAAGGCUCAAGAGAGAAUGCUUUGCUUUCUGGGUUACGUUAGAACUACUUUAGGCCGUGAUGAAGAGCUUUUACCACAUUGCUUUUUGAGAGUUCCCUUGAUCGAAGGCUACGUUGAAUUUUUGAAGGAAGAACGAAAUUGCAGCUCUGCGACGGUUUCAAAUCACAUCAGCUCACUUCUCUACCCAAUCAAAUUUGUGCACAGAGAGCAUGCUCCUGAUUUCAAAGGGGUCCCCAUUAUCCGUCAGCUGAGAGUUCAAGCUCGAAUUCUCCAGAAAGAAGGUGACUUGGAAAGGCCGUCCACAAUGGAAGAUCUUUCUGCCCAAAAUCGCUGGAUCCCUUGGGAGGAAGUGGUUUCUGCUGUUAGCACCCAGCGAGAAAAGUUUGAAUUGACUGGUCCAAUGAAGUUCAAAGCCAAGGAAUUUUGCGAUCUCAUUAUGCUAUCCCUGUAUGUGUUCAUUCCCCCGUCACGGGGGCUGGAAAUCAGGACCCUGGAAGUGCUGUCAGGGGAAGAGGCCAGGAACUUCGACCCAAAGACCUCAGCUGGGAAGAAUUACCUGCUUGUCAAGGAUAGUGGGGCUAUUAUCCUCCACUUUAACAAUUACAAGACCAGAAAGUUUUCUGGACGAGAUGAGCUGUCUCUACAGCCCGAAGACGAGCUCUGUCGACUUUUGUUGUCGUACAUAAAGGAUUAUCGGCCGCAUUUGGUUACAGAGUCAAGCCAAAGCUACCUACUGCUGGUAAGGUUUAACCUUGCUCCAGAUAACUCGGCGGUACAUGUAAUUGAAAUCGAGGAUGAUUGCCCGCUAUCACCCGUCCCGCUCGAGCAGGAAAAGUUGGUAGAACCACUCUUCGAAAAUGAAGACGGCGUCGCUGAGGGUAAAAUUCACGCGUUACCUACCCUGAAUUCAGCGCAGAGAGAGGCCGACAAUGAAGACGACGUCGUUGCGGGUGAAUUUCAUGCGGAAUCUACCCUGCAUUCAGCGCAGAGAGGGAACAAGCGCAAAACCCCGUAUUCGGUUAAAUUCGGUGAGCUACCCGAGGCAGUCAGAAAGUUUUUGGCUUCCGUAAAGAGAUUCUUUACCCAGAAAGUCAACUUUGAAAGAGAGAAAGCACCGGUGACCCUUUCUACUUACGAGAAGGCUCAAGAGAGAAUGCUUUCAUAUAACCUCUCCUUUUUUAUCUUCUUCGCAGGCUUUCUGGGUUACGUUAGAACUACUUUAGGCCGUGAUGAAGAGCUUUUACCACAUUGCUUUUUGAGAGUUCCCUUGAUCGAAGGCUACGUUGAAUUUUUGAAGGUGAGAGAAAUUCUUUACAGGCUUUCGUUGUUAUUAUUAGUAGUAGUAUUAUUCCAUACUUUUUCUGAAAGAAAGAAAUUCCCAACAAAUUGGAAAAUUUUAAUAUCACUGAUUUACUGCUUGGUAGGUGAAAUUUUUCCUUUCGAGCUUGAAAACUUUAACCCAGAGACUCUUGCCUCUGAUGAAUUUCUGCUACAUGUUGAUUCUUUUCUUUUCCUUUUCUUUCGUUUACAUCUAUUUAUUUACUUAUUGAUUUUUGGCUGUUCCGAGCCUCAAUUAACCUGUUCUGUUUCCUCACAGGAAGAACGAAAUUGCAGCUCUGCGACGGUUUCAAAUCACAUCAGCUCACUUCUCUACCCAAUCAAAUUUGUGCACAGAGAGCAUGCUCCUGAUUUCAAAGGGGUCCCCAUUAUCCGUCAGCUGAGAGUUCAAGCUCGAAUUCUCCAGAAAGAAGGUGACUUGGAAAGGCCGUCCACAAUGGAAGAUCUUUCUGCCCAAAAUCGCUGGAUCCCUUGGGAGGAAGUGGUUUCUGCUGUUAGCACCCAGCGAGAAAAGUUUGAAUUGACUGGUCCAAUGAAGUUCAAAGCCAAGGAAUUUUGCGAUCUCAUUAUGCUAUCCCUGUAUGUGUUCAUUCCCCCGUCACGGGGGCUGGAAAUCAGGACCCUGGAAGUGCUGUCAGGGGAAGAGGCCAGGAACUUCGACCCAAAGACCUCAGCUGGGAAGAAUUACCUGCUUGUCAAGGAUAGUGGGGCUAUUAUCCUCCACUUUAACAAUUACAAGACCAGAAAGUUUUCUGGACGAGAUGAGCUGUCUCUACAGCCCGAAGACGAGCUCUGUCGACUUUUGUUGUCGUACAUAAAGGAUUAUCGGCCGCAUUUGGUUACAGAGUCAAGCCAAAGCUACCUACUGCUGAACAAGAAUGGUGGUCACUUCACUGCUGCCUCCUUCUCCGCUCACUUGAAGAGUGUGCUAUAUGGCCUUACGGGAAAGCUGGCCUCUAUAAACAUCCUUCGAUCUUCGUUCAUCACAUGGGCAUACGACAAAUCGUGAGUGGACGCAUAGUUAUUCUUAGUAAUUCAGAGUGCACAUUUAAUCUUAAAAAUAGUGAAGUUGAGUCAAGAGGUCAAUCUUUCUUUGACUCGCAUGAAACAUUCUUAGCUUAAAAUCAAAGGAUUCAAAUAAUUUAUUAUUUCUAUUUUCUCUUGGGACCAUUCUCAGUCCCAGGUGAAACUGGAAACAG